UGCCCUUUAACUAAAUGAAUGCCUUGCUGCCACAAUAGCCAUUGUGUCCUUUAACUAAAUGAAUGCCUUGCUGUCACAGUAGCCAUUGUGCCCUUUAACUAAAUGAAUGCCUUGCUGUCACAGUGGCCAUUGUGCCCUUGGGCUGUAUGUACUAAUUCUAAGGCUUGGCCGUGGCCGUACUCCCCAUAGCCUUGCUCUGAAGCACUACUCACUCGCACGGCUCUCUCAGAUAUCUCAGUUCUUAUUAACCAAUGCCCGUCACGGGAUCAGGUCCUUCUCACAGCCAUUCCGUACAGCUUGCUACUGAAGUCGGCAUUUGGGGUGGGUGUCAUCUCCAGAAUCAUCUCCUCUCCAGAAUCAUCUCAUCUCCAGAAUCAUCUCCUCUCUAGAAUCAUCUCCUCUCCAGAAUCAUCUCCUCUCCUCUCCAGAAUCAUCUCCUCUCCUCUCCAGAAUCAUCUCCUCUCCUCUCCAGAAUCAUCUCAUCUCCAGAAUCAUCUCCUCUCUAGAAUCAUCUCCUCUCCAGAAUCAUCUCCUCUCCAGAAUCAUCUCCUCUCUACAAUCAUCUCCUCUCCAGAAUCAUCUCUUCUCCAGAAUCAUCUCUUCUCCAGAAUCAUCUCCUCUCCAGAAUCAUCUCCUCUCCAGAAUCAUCUCCUCUCCAGAGUCAUCUCCUCUCCAGAGUCAUCUCCUCUCCAGAGUCAUCGCCUCUCCAGAGUCAUCUCCUCUCCAGAAUCAUCAUCUCUCUAGAAUCAUCUCCUCUCCAGAAUCAUCUCCUCUCUACAGUACCUGGUCUACUGACGUGAUCCAUCACAAUUACCACCCAUCAGGUCCAUGCAGAGUGCCAUCACACUGCUGAGGAGACAGUACAACCAACUGUCUGAACCAAAGCUGAAACAUUUCAGCUAUCUGUCUGAACCAAAGCUCUGACAGUCCUGCUCUGCCUCUGUUCUGAUCUAUUCUGAAACAUCCUUUUCUGAUCUGAUCUGGACAUUACUCUGAAACACCCUGAUCUGUUCUGAUCUAUUGUGGACGUUACUCUGAAACACCCUGUUCUGAUCUAGAUGUUACUCUGAAACACCCUGUUCUGAUCUAGAUGUUACUCUGAAACACCCUGUUCUGUUCUGGACAUUACUCUGAAACACCCUGUUAUGAUCUGAUCUGAUCUGGACGUUACUCUGAAACACCCUGUUCUGAUCUGAUCUGGACGUUACUCUGAAACACCCUGUUCUGAUCUGAUCUGGACGUUACUCUGAAACACCCUGUUCUGUUCUGAUCUAGAUGUUACUCUGAAACACCCUGUUCUGUUCUGAUCUGGAUGUUACUCUGAAACACCCUGUUCUGUUCUGAUCUGGACAUUACUCUGAAACACCCUGUUCUGAUCUGAUCUGGACGUUACUCUGAAACACCCUGUUCUGAUCUGAUCUGGACGUUACUCUGAAACACCCCGUUCUGAUCUGGACGUUACUCUGAAACACCCUGUUCUGAUCUGAUCUGGACGUUACUCUGAAACACCCUGUUCUGAUCUGAUCUGGACGUUACUCUGAAACACCCUGUUCUGAUCUGAAACACCCUGUUCUGAUCUUUUCUGAAACACCCCGUUCUGUUCUGAUCUGGAUGUUACUCUGAAACACCCUGUUCUGUUCUGAUCUAGAUGUUACUCUGAAACACCCUGUUCUGAUCUAGAUGUUACUCUGAAACACCCUGUUCUGUUCUGAUCUAGAUGUUACUCUGAAACACCCUGUUCUGAUCUGGAUGUUACUCUAAAACACCCUGUUCUGAUCUAUUCUGAAACACCCUGUUCUGUUCUGAUCUACUGUUGCUCUGACACUGUAUGUGGUCUCCAUAAUGACUGAUGUCUCUGCUCUCCCCUCCAACCACACAGACUGUCAGGUGGUGAAGGUCCCCCACCUGGUGUUCUUAGUGUUGGGUAUGGUGUCUCUCAGUGAGAACCUGUUGGUGGUGGUGGCCGUGGUGCGCAACAAGAACCUCCACUCCCCAAUGUACAUGUUUAUCUGUAGCCUGGCCACGUUCAACACCAUCUCCUCCCUCUCCAAGACCUGGGAAACCCUGAUGAUGGAGUUCAGCGAUGUCGGACAACUGGACUCCCGGGGGGACUCCGUCCGGAGGGUCGAUGACGUCAUAGACGCGCUGCUCUGCAUGUCUUUUAUCGGCUGCAUCUGUAGCUUCCUGGCCAUCGCUGUGGACCGCUACGUCACCAUCUUCCACGCACUGCGCUACCACAACAUCAUGACCACGAGGCGAGCCGCCGCCGCCCUGGCGGGGAUCUGGGCGCUAUGCGGCGUCUCCGGGGCGGUCAUGGUGGCGUUCUGCGACGCCACGGUCAUCAAGAUCUUUUUCAUCGUGCUCUUCCUCGUCUCGCUGCUCCUCAUCCUCUUCCUCUACGUCCACAUGUUCCUGCUGGCUCGGUCCCACGCCAGGAAGAUUGCAGCGCUGCCCGGGAGUGCCAUGCCGCACCGCAGCCUCCGGGGGGCGCUCACGCUCACCAUGCUAUUCGGGGUGUUUGUGGUGUGCUGGGCGCCUUUCUUCCUCCACCUCCUCCUCCUCAUGGUGUGUGUAGAGAACCCCUACUGUGAGUGCUACCGCUCUCUGUUCCAGCUGAAUUUGGUUCUGCUGAUGAGUCACGCCGUGGUCGACCCGGCCAUCUACGCCUUCCGCAGCGCAGAGCUACGAAACACCUUCAGGAAGAUGCUGCUCUGCUCCGACUCACCACUCUGCUACAAGGUCAAAGCUCUGUUCCACUGAAGGGCUUUGUCUGCACCCUAUUCCCUAGAUAAUGCACAACUUUCCACCAGAGUUUUUGACCCCGUGGGGCUUGGUUAGAGGUAGGGCACUAUAUGGGGGGUAGAGCACUAUAUGGGGAAUAGGGCCUUGGUUAGAGGUAGGGCACUAUAUGGGGAAUAGGGCACUAUAUGGGGAAUAGGGCCUUGGUUAGAGGUAGGGCACUAUAUGGGGAAUAGGGCCUUGGUUAAAGGUAGGGCACUAUAUGGGGGGUAGGGCACUAUAUGGGGGGUAGAGCACUAUAUGGGGAAUAGGGCACUAUAUGGGGAAUAGGGCCUUGGUUAGAGGUAGGGAACUAU
Oncorhynchus nerka (sockeye salmon) is the source of this 3095-nucleotide messenger RNA. Its product is annotated as adrenocorticotropic hormone receptor-like. Bases 1843 to 2760 code for a protein of 305 amino acids. Gene Ontology annotation, molecular function: melanocortin receptor activity. The transcript has 2 exons. Gene Ontology annotation, cellular component: plasma membrane; cytoplasm. The record is from RefSeq and is a predicted model, not a curated record. Gene Ontology annotation, biological process: regulation of metabolic process; adenylate cyclase-activating G protein-coupled receptor signaling pathway. NCBI's taxonomy places the organism in Eukaryota, Metazoa, Chordata, Actinopteri, Salmoniformes, Salmonidae.